Xenia sp. Carnegie-2017 is the source of this 3066-nucleotide messenger RNA. Its product is annotated as tyrosine-protein phosphatase non-receptor type 13-like. Gene Ontology annotation, cellular component: cytoskeleton. Lineage: Eukaryota; Metazoa; Cnidaria; Anthozoa; Malacalcyonacea; Xeniidae. The transcript is spliced from 27 exons. Gene Ontology annotation, molecular function: protein binding. The record is from RefSeq and is a predicted model, not a curated record. Bases 298 to 2799 code for a protein of 833 amino acids.
AAUUGUUUGUGCUUUCUCUGCAUCGACUUCCUGACACACGAUACACAUUUGCUCAAUUCUCAACGGCAUAGAAACAACGUUUGACGUUCACACGCCAUGCUGCCAGUUAAUUACACGCGACGUUAAGUGAAUGUUUCUCAGGAUAAGCGUAAAAAAGCAGUUACUACAGAUGACGUAAGAUCAGAAGCAACGAAACGAAAACAGAGUGAACGACGUUAAUUGACAAGGAUUUGACAAAAAAAACAGCCAUGGAAUAAGUUGUUCAACAGAAGAUUGUUAUGUAUAAUGGUUUAACUCAUGUCGCUUCCAGAAGUGAUCGGAGAGGGCGAGAAAAUAGUGACGGUGAUUUUGUUAGAAGGAGAUAGACUCAACGUCCGAAUACCAAAAACAGCAACUGGUAAGGAUCUAUUCAACCACGUGGUCAAACAUAUCGACCUUCGUGAAAGCAAAUAUUUUGGUUUGAUGAUAAUCAAAGGUAUACAAAUGGUAGAUUUGGACUAUGGGGGUGAAGAUAUCUCAGUAAAAGGCAGUGUACAGUGGAGCAAAUGUAGAAAGCGCAUGUUUUUUUCAGAAUCCGAGCAGCAAUUUGUAAACUUAAAGGAUCGCAUAUCAAAGUUGUCGAAAUUUGCACCAAAUCUUUGGCGAGAUGACAGUUCACGUAAUUCAUCACUUAUGUUUACAAUGUUUUUUCGAGUCAAAUUCUACGUUGAAAACAUUUGUCUGUUGAAAGAUGAAAUCACCAGACAUCUUUAUUAUCUGCAACUACGAAAAGAUGUUCUAGAAGGAAAUAUAUACGUCCACGAGGAAACGGCAUUGUUGCUGGCCUCUUACGCACUUCAAGCAGAGGUCCGGCAUGAACUAGGUUCAGGAGGGCCAAGCUCUUUGUAUUUUGCUCCGGAAAAGUAUCUUCCUCAAAGGGCCAUCAUGAAGUUGACUCCGGAGCAGAUACGUCAUCAACUACCCAAAAUGCAUCACUCUCAUCGCAAUCUUACAGAGGCACAAGCUGAAAUCGAGUUCUUAAAGGAAGCGCAAAAACUUCAAGAGUAUGGAGUUUUAUUCCACAAAGUUUCGAAGUUUAAGAAAGACAGAAGAGGAGGUUUUAGUCUUGGAAUUUGUCUUCGAGGGAUAUUGGUGUAUGAAGAACGAGGCUUUAUGAAGACACCAAUCUUUCGCCAUCCUUGGCAGCAUAUCAAAAGAAUGUCAUUUUACAGGAGAAGAUUCUUCAUUGAGGCACAAGGCACGAAAGAAAUUGAAAAGAUGAUCCUUUUUACAAGUGGAUAUAAACAGUCCCGCUAUCUCCUUGCCAUAAGUACUGACUUUUAUGACUUCCAUAGCGUGAUGGAGUCAAGUCUGACAGAGUCCAAAGACAAACAAGCUGUUGACACUCCGGAAAAUUACGUCGAUAACUCCAACAACGGUAAAGAAACAAGAUCAGUUGACAGAUCACAAUCUAAUGGAUCGGCUUUUAAUCAACUCUCAGGAAACAAAUAUCAAAUCGAACUUAUCAAAGAAAAGGGAAGUUUUGGUUUUAAUGUUAUGGGUGGAGCAAACGAAGAUGGAAUUUUUCUUAAGUCAGUCAAACCAAACGGUGCUGCUUCAAGAAGUGGUAAAAUGCUUGUAGGAGAUAAACUUUUAGAAAUCGAUGGAAAACCGGUGGGAGACAAAAGCACGCAAGAGGUUGUACAAAUGCUUCGAAGAAAACCGCAAUCAGUAACUUUAAAAAUGCAAAGCGGAGAAGCUUUGUCGUUGUCGUCAAUCGCCUCUCGUAAUCAUAUAAACAUUUCAACUGAACAAAUUCCGCUCACAUUUCGUAAUAUCGAAAAGAUGAAACAGUCAGAGAAGGAUGCACCAAUUUGUCUGACAGUUGAAUUGCCAAAAUUAAAUGGAAGUUUUGGAAUGAGUUUAACGGGUGGACCAGAGAUCGGAGGUAUCUUCGUAAAAACUCUGCUACCAGACGGAGCAGCAGAGCAAAGCGGAUCUAUUUUAGUAGGUGAUCGCGUUCUGGAAAUAAAUGGAGCGAAUUUAGAAAAUUGUACAAGAAAACAUGCCGUGCAGUUAUUAAGGACAUGUUCAUCGACCGUCAGAGUAAUUAUUGAACGUUAUAAAGGACUAGGAGCUCAACUUGACCAGAAAGCCAAAGCGAUAGAAACCGAUAUUUUGAAAUCUUCGCCAACAAACAUUAUUGUUGAAUUACAGAAGCAGCAGCAAAGUUUGGGCCUUAGUGUCGUGGGAGGACUAGAGUUGGGAGGAAUCUACGUCAGGACAAUAAAUCCAAACGGUGCUGCUGAUCUGGAUGGUCGAAUUUCCGUAGGAGAUAGGAUUUUGUGCGUGAAUGCGGUUAGUUUAAUCGGCGUGACAAGACAAGAGGCAGUUGACGUCAUGCGGAGUGCUGGGAAAAGAGUUCGUAUGGUCAUAGAUAAGUGCGAGCCUUCAUAUGAUGCAAUGUCCGAUUCAAUGACCAGCGUCCAAAGUUCGCAAACACUCGAUGAACCAGUCGAAUAUGGCCGACAAACGUUUGAAGUGACACUCUACAAACAAGAGUCGGGACUGGGAAUGAGUUUAAUUGGGGGCGGACCUCGCGAACCAAUAUUCAUCAAAAGCCUCGUACCGGAAGGAACUGCUGCAAAAAGUGGAGCUUUAGAAGUUGGAGAUAUCUUGAUACAAGUAAACGGAAAUAACUUGGAUCGCUUGACGUAUAAGGAGGCAUUGUCCAUCAUACGAAGUUGUCCACCCGAAGUGCGUCUUUUGGUCCAGCGGCAACAAACUAGGAUACUUCGUGACAACUACAGCGAACCGUAAAGUCAUUAGCCGUGCAUCAGCGUACUUAAGUACGUGAGCGUUGCGAUCAACUUGAUUCUCAAAAAAACCACGGAUCAGAAAGACUGGUGUUGACAAUCAUGACGAAGGAACGAGACAUAUGAGAAAAUUUACUCUCAUAAACGUUAAAAAUAACUAUGUAAAAAACGAUAUCAUAACAUUUUGUAACCUAAUUGGUAUUUAUUAAUACGACAAAUUUUUGCAAUUUUAACUAUUUCAAUUAAAUGCACAAUGGUAGAUUUAUCUCCA